GCACACCCAGGUUCAGAGAAAAACAAACACAUCUCUUGCCACCCACACACAUAACUUUUGGCCAGUGGCUCAGAAGAAAAUGGCUGGUGUCGGUCAUUGUGGGAUCUGUAUUGUGUUUGCCAGGAACUCAAUCGGGAUGCUUAUGAUUUAUGAUUUCUCUAUAUGAUUUGGUUUAGGAGCAUCUGUACUCCUUUGGCCAUACAGAGGUCUUCCCAUAACUAAGAUGGCCACCUUUGACGACAACCUGUCCAACCAAACCAAUUCCAGUGCCUACUACUGUAAAUUCAAUGAAGAUUUCAAAUAUAUCCUGCUCCCUGUCAGCUAUGCCCUGGUCUUUGUGAUCGGCCUGGCCCUGAACAGCACGGCGCUGUAUGUGAUUGUGUUCCGCACAAAGCGCUGGAAGCCAUCCACCAUCUACAUGUUCAACCUGACAAUGUGUGACACGCUCUACAUCUUCACUCUGCCCUUCCUCGUCUAUUACUACGCCGACCAGAACGACUGGCCCUUCAGUGAACCGUUCUGCAAAGUGAUACGCUUCCUGUUUUAUGCCAAUUUAUACGGUUCCAUACUGUUCCUGUGCUGCAUCAGUCUGCAUCGCUUCAUUGGCAUCUGUUAUCCAGUCCACUCCCUCUACUGGGUCAGCGCUCGUCGGGCCAAGCUGGUGUCGGUGGCCGUGUGGGCCUUCGUUCUACUCUGCCAGGCACCUGUUCUCUACUUCUCAAGAAUAAGGGAUAGGGACACCGAGCGGAUCUGCUACGACACCACCAGCCCGGAGCUCUUUGACGACUUCCUGGUCUACAGCUCGGUCGUGUCAGUGCUCAUGUUCGCCCUGCCCUUCAUGGUGGUGAUGGUGUGCUACGGCCUCAUGGUGCGGAAGCUUCUGGAGCCGAGCUGGGGGUCUCAAGGGGGGGAUGAAGGGGAGCGGGGAGGCCUGGCCGCCCAGCGAUCCAAGCAGAAGUCGGUGAAGAUGAUUAUCAUCGUGCUGGCUAUGUUCAUGCUCUGCUUCCUCCCUUUCCACCUCACCAGGAGCCUUUACUACUCGUUCAGAUACCUGAGGCAGGCCAAUCCAGCACAGCUCAGCUGUAAUUUACUGGAGGCGUCCAGUAUCGCGUACAAGGUCACCCGACCUUUGGCCAGUGCCAACAGCUGUGUGGACCCCAUCCUUUACUUCCUGGCUGGGCAGGACGUCCGCAGUAACCUCACGAAGAGAAUCAAGGCCUCUUCAUCGAAAUAUCCGAACGCGAGCCAGUGCUCGACAUCACAACUCUGAUACAACACUUGAAACCAUCUUGGUAAAAAUGGGAAAAGUUACAGGGGACUGUACUUACAGUAUUGCCAGGCUCCUCUGGUAGUUGUGACACCUUGUGCACUUUUCCACCAAAAAGGCCAAUUGUCUGUCUAGCAAGCACCGGACUUCCAGAAAUGUUUUUCCUGCAUGUAAUUUAACAUUACAUAUUGUUCUUUAAGCAACUGUAAGAGUUUUUCUAGAGUUUUUUCUUCAAAUGUUUAAAUUAUAUAGACACAGACACGUACUUCUUUACUUUGAAAAAACAAAACUUUAUAUCACACCCCACUGCAUAAAAGAACGAUCGAUUCGAUCACACUGCAUUUACAAUGAAUUUCUGAAUUAACCAGAAGAAAAUGUAUGCUCAGGUUUUUUACCAGAUGUAAAACAUGAAUGAUACAGUUAUGUCAACGAAAGGUUCAAUGAAUAAAUGUCUAAAUCAUGUCUUGCAUUCCUGACAUGACACCUCUUGA
Scophthalmus maximus (turbot) is the source of this 1758-nucleotide messenger RNA. It is a transcript of the gene p2ry2.1, whose product is annotated as purinergic receptor P2Y2, tandem duplicate 1. The record is from RefSeq and is a predicted model, not a curated record. Gene Ontology annotation, biological process: G protein-coupled receptor signaling pathway. Lineage: Eukaryota; Metazoa; Chordata; Actinopteri; Pleuronectiformes; Scophthalmidae. The transcript has 5 exons. Gene Ontology annotation, molecular function: G protein-coupled UTP receptor activity; A1 adenosine receptor binding. The coding region runs from base 224 to 1270 and encodes 348 amino acids. Gene Ontology annotation, cellular component: plasma membrane.